Cyanistes caeruleus (blue tit) is the source of this 1353-nucleotide messenger RNA. The record is from RefSeq and is a predicted model, not a curated record. Lineage: Eukaryota; Metazoa; Chordata; Aves; Passeriformes; Paridae.
GACCACCCCCGGGUGCUGCAGGAGGGAAGGCACCGCGUGGGACCGGGCGGCAUUUUUGGGCUGAAACCCCUGAAAUCUGGGGCUCUGCAUGGCUGUGGGGCGUUCCCAGGCCCCGGCGGUGGCAAGAUGGCUUUUGCCAGCCUCCUGGAGCACGUGGGGGGCAUGGGGCGCUUCCAGGUGGUCUCGGUGCUGCUCCUGUCCCUGCCCGUGCUGAUGAUGGCCAGCCACAACCUCCUGCAGAACUUCACCGCUGCCACCAGCGACCACCGGUGCCGCCUGGGCCCGGAGGCCAACGCCAGCGGCCUCGACCCUGAGGCCCUGCUGAGGGUCUGGGUGCCCCGCGGGGAGCGGUGCCAGCGCUUUGUGACACCCCAGUGGUGGCUUCUGGAGGCCAACAUUUCGGCGCCCAACGGCUCUCAGCCGGAGACGGAGCCGUGCGGCGAUGGUUGGACCUACGACCGCAGCGUCUUCACCAGCACCAUCAUCACUGAGUGGGACCUGGUGUGCAGCUCCCGGGGGCUCAGGCAGCUGGCGCAGUCACUCUACAUGGCUGGAGUCCUGGUGGGCGGCGUCUUCGGGGGGCUCUCGGACAGGUUUGGCCGCCGCUUGGUGCUCACCUGGUGCUACCUGCAGAUGGCCGCCAUGGGCACCUGCUCGUCCUUCGCGCCCACCUUCACCGUCUACUGCCUGUUCCGCUUCCUGACGGGCAUGGCCUUCUCGGGCAUCGUCCUCAACAGCGUCUCCCUCUCGCUGGAGUGGAUGCCGACACACAUGCGGGCACUGGUGGGGACCUUCAUGGGGUACUGCUACACCGCCGGGCAGUUCCUGCUGGCCGGCGUCGCCUUCGCCAUCCCUGACUGGCGCCAGCUGCAGCUCGCGGUGUCCCUGCCCUUCUUCGGCUUCUUCCUCUACUCCUGGUGGCUGACGGAGUCAGCGCGGUGGCUUGUCAUGGUGGGGAGGUCCCACCAGGCCCUGCGGGAGCUCCAGAAGGUGGCCAGGAUCAACGGGAAGAAGGAGGAAGGGGACAAGCUCGACAUAGAAGUAAAGGGUCCCUUCUGGGUCCCCCAGGGUGUCCCUGGGACAUUUCACAGGGGUCCCUUAAGUAUCCACCCCAUGGACGACUGUCCAUCCAUGGUCAUCCCUUAUGCAUCCUGUCCAUCCAUCCAUUCAUCAUCACCAUCUCAAUGACGUCCAUCAUCUCCAUCUCUUCCAUUUCCACCCAUCCCAUCCAUCCCUUCCACCCAUCCACGAAUCCACCAUCUUCAUUCCGCCAUCCACCCAUGAUCCUCCAGCCUCUGUUUCCCCCAUCCUGCCCAGACCUGCCCAGGUUCAAGAGGGUCCCCCGUGCCCCAC